This is a messenger RNA of Gigantopelta aegis, 597 nucleotides long. Its product is annotated as extensin-like. The transcript has a single exon. Lineage: Eukaryota; Metazoa; Mollusca; Gastropoda; Neomphalida; Peltospiridae. The record is from RefSeq and is a predicted model, not a curated record. Bases 1 to 597 code for a protein of 198 amino acids.
AUGGCUCCUCUCAGCCCACACCACCCCAACUGCGAAGCCAGCACCAAUGGCUCCUCCCAGCCCCCACCACCUCAACUGCGAUGCCAACACCAAUGGCUCCUCCCAGCCCCCACCACCCCAACAACAACAUCAACACCAAUGGCUCCUCCCAGUCUCCACCACCCCAACUGCGACGCCAACACCAAUGGCUCCUUCCAGCCCCCACCACCCCAACUGCGAUGCCAACACCAAUGGCUCCUCCCAGCCCCCACCACCCCAACUGCGACGCCAACACCAAUGGCUCCUCCCAGCCCCCACCACCCCAACAACAACAUCAACACCAAUGGCUCCUCCCAGUCUCCACCACCCCAACUGCGACGCCAGCACCAAUGGCUCCUUCCAGCCCCCACCACCCCAACUGCGACGCCAACACCAAUGGCUCCUCCCAGCCCCCACCACCCCAACUGCGACGCCAACACCAAUGGCUCCUCCCAGCCCCCACCACCCCAACUGCGAUGCCAACACCAAUGGCUCCUCCCAGCCCCCACCACCCCAACUGCGACACCAACACCAAUGGCUCCUCUCAGGCCCCCACCACCCCAACUGCAACACCACUGA